GUGGCUUUGGGGGCUUAAGCCCGGGUAGUUUUUUCAAAAGCCCCGGAUAUUUUUUUUUUAGUUAGAUGCCUUACAAACUGCAUAAAACAAAACCAACUACACACCAUACUCGACACAACGCACACAGUGCACAGUUGUAACUUACCCCUUACCCCUAACUAACCCCUAAUUUUGGUAUGAUCCGAAUCCGGGCGCGCCACUUGAGUGUUUGUGCACGGCGCGCGCACGUAGGGCAGAGACGCUGCUUAAACAAACAAACCGGUGACCUGCUGAAUGAGUCGGAUAGAGGAGCGCUCUACUUCCAAAGUACUACUACAGUACAGCGGGUGGGUAUUACGCAAAUAUGAUGAGGAAUCACAAAGUUGUGUUGAGAUUGAUGUCACGCUGCUCACCUUACCUGACACGUAUUACGUUACUUGUAUAAGUCUUUGCUAGCUCUGCCGGGGCUAAUCAUCAACGAUGCUGUGUUUUCUAGCUUACAUGUGUGUUGUCUAUGAAAUUGGAGUUAAUAAACAAUUAAUAUACUAAUAAAAUCAUUGUCGUGUUACUAAAUAGAUUGUAUAUUUUUAGUUGCUACCUGCCAUGGCUAAAUUAAGUACCAUCUAAAUCUGUUUUAGUUCUGUACUGAUAUGAAAACAACCAACCAUGGACAUCAGGGUUUUCUUUCAAAGAAAAAACACAGGUAAAUGUUAUUAUAUUAAUCAAGCUUUAUGUGUAGUUCGUUAUAUUUGUAGUAGUAGGUGAAAUAAGUGAAAUUUCAUUACAACAGUAGAUUUAUAUUGAUGUUCUUGAUGUUUGGUUUGACUGCUAGCACAAAGAGAGAGGAACAUAGAGGGAGACAAAGAGAGUGAGCAGAAUGAGAACAGCAGCACAGAGACGGAACAAGAUCCAGGUACUUGGCGUCACUGAAGGCCUGCACCGCUACCUGCAGGGAGAAAGGCUAGACAUGGGCAAAGCUGUGGAGUACAAGAUGUCAGUAGUUGAUACACUCACAAAUCUGCGCACAGAGGCUGCUGCUGAGGAAAUAUUCAAGAAGGCCAUGGAUGUUUGCAGGGACUGCAACAUCCAGAUUCCUCAGGGACCGCGGCACAAGCAGAGGAGACUCGAUGGCUUUGUGGUGGAGUCCAGCUGUGGCGCAACACCAAGUCUCACAAGCUCAGCAGAGUUUAGGUGUGAGAUAUUCUUUCCUUGUCUUGACCGAAUGUUGAAGGAACUAGCAGACAGAUUUUCAGGGGCAGGACAGAAAAUAAUGGAGGGGAUUCAGGCCUGCAAUCCAUCUUCCCCAACAUUCCUCUCUGAAGAUGCCUUAAAACCCAUUGCAGCCCACUACCAUGUGACCAUAAAGCCCGAAGAACUCCUUGUGGCAAAAAACUUCAUAAAAAGAAAAAUGGAAAAAGAGGACAUUCACAACAUUACAACAGCCUUCCACUUGCUGGAUGAGGACAUGUUUCCAACUCUGAAGGCCAUCUUUAGAAUUGCGUUAACCAUUCCUGUCAGUAGCUGCAGCUGUGAGCGUUCUUUUAGUGCCCUGCGUCGUCUCCACACAUGGCUAAGGAGAACCAUGGGACAAGAGAGGCUGAAUGAUUUGGCCAUAUUAUCUAUUGAAAAGGAAUACCUUAAUAACAUUGAACCUGAAAAUGUCAUUGAUAGGUUCGCAACACUCAAGCCUCGAAGAUACAGUCUUAUAUUGCCAAAGUAA
Messenger RNA from Melanotaenia boesemani (Boeseman's rainbowfish), 1699 nucleotides. Its product is annotated as zinc finger MYM-type protein 1-like. The transcript is spliced from 2 exons. Gene Ontology annotation, molecular function: protein dimerization activity. The record is from RefSeq and is a predicted model, not a curated record. NCBI's taxonomy places the organism in Eukaryota, Metazoa, Chordata, Actinopteri, Atheriniformes, Melanotaeniidae. Bases 857 to 1699 code for a protein of 280 amino acids.